UCUUAAGGGAGAGGAGACUUCUGUCUUUGAACUGGGUGGUUUUGUUCCUAUCUCUCACCAACUGUACCGGGCCCUGGUAUGUUAUGGCAAAGGACUGAGGCUGAAAGAACUAUCAUCUGUUGCUAACAUGCAGUCUAGUUUUCCACAUCCCUUCCAUCUGUGGAUAUAUGAAUAUUUCUUCCCAGUCCCAGGAACAGAAGAACUUGGGGAAAUGGUGUCACAUGGAUUGAGAAGUCUCAAAGACUUCCGAGGGUUUGAUGGAGACUUUACAAUACUCCAAACCAUCGCCUUGCAAUGAAGCUUUGGAUACUAGAUCUUUGGAACCACAGUACUUGCAACAACAUGGGACUUCAGGACAGCCAGCAUCAUACUAAGAAGAAACCCAUCUUAUCCCUUGUCUUAAGGGAAGAGAGAUCAUCCUGAAUGGAAAAAUCAAAGAAGAAAAAGAAUACCAGCAGCUUACAGCACACUGCAAAUAGCUCAUCAGGGCCUGACCAAGUAAUCCUUACUAGUGAUUCCAACGCUUAUAGACAUUCACCAAGAACAGAAAGGUUUAAUCCUUCUAAAAUCAUCAAAAAAAAUACUCAGAUAAAGAGACCAACUACUGUCACCCUAUUGCAAAGAUCCAAAAGGGGAAGCAUGUCUGAUGGUCUGGCUCAACCCCCUAUAAUCCCGCCCCGAAGACCAAGAUUUAGACUGUGCUACAUUUGUGGAAAAGAAUUUGGUUCUCAGUCCAUUUCCAUUCAUGAACCCCAGUGCCUGAAGAAGUGGCACAUUGAAAACAACAAGUUACCCAGAAAUCUCAGAAAACCAGAGCCCCCAAAACCAAAACCUCUCAGUGGUACUACUUCUUAUGAUUUGCAGUCUAUCCACGAGACUGCCUUUGAGAGUGCUCAGGCUCAGCUAUUGCCUUGUGAACACUGUGGUCGAACUUUCUUGCCUGACCAUCUUCUUGUUCACCUAAGAAGUUGUAAGCCAAAAGCUAAUUUCUCUGAGAAUCCCCCUGGCAAGAAGAAAACCCUUGGUGGAUUCAUGUCCCCACCGAAGACUCUCCUCUGUUAUGUCUGUGGCAGAGAGUUUGACAGCCAGACUCUUUCUGCCCACGAGUUAGAGUGCCUGGAGAAAUGGAAAGCAGAAAAUCAGCGACUCCCCAAAGAGCUCCGCCAGAUACCCCCUCAGAAGCCAAAGCGUUAUUCAGCCAAGCCAGCUAAGCCUGAGACUUCUGACAGUCAUGAGGAUACACAAAUGGUGUGCUCCAAGUGUAACAAGAUCUUUAUAUUGGAUCGUCUUCAUAUACACCAAAAAAUUUGCCAACUUCAAGCCUCUGAUUCCAGCACUUUUAAAAGUAGAAGCAAUGGGAAGGAGUCAGUAAAAAUUAAGCAACAAAAGAACAAGGCAGGAUCCUUCAGAUCUGACAAGCCCUCAGUGAAAAGACGACCACCAACAAUUAUUUGCUACAUUUGUGGUCGUGAAUAUGGAACUAAGUCUAUCAGCAUCCAUGAGCCACAGUGUCUGAAAAAAUGGCAUAAUGAAAACAAUUUGUUGCCUAAAGAGUUACGGAGACCAGAGCCAAAAAAACCAGAAGUCAGACCCAUUGGAGCCAAAGGCUACUAUGAUCUAGAUGCUAUAAAUGAAGCUGCCUGGACAAGUGCCCAGAACCAGUUGGUUCCAUGUGAUAACUGUGGGCGUACCUUCCUGCCAGACAGACUAGUCGUCCACCAGCGGUCCUGUAAACCUAAAACAGCCAAGGUCACACUAGAUCAACUGACAUCCAGCAGACCCUACAUUUGCGAUCUUCCAUAGUAUAUACAAUUCCAGAGUAGAGACAGCUUGAGCUGUCCUGUCAAUUUCAUCCACAUUUCUUCCUUCUAUGAUGAAGCAAGCCAGGAGAAUGAGGCCAAACAUUCCAGCUAGAUUCACUAACAAGAAGCAGGACAAAGUAACUAUUUUUUAUUUCUUACUAUACCCUAGCAAGAGACAUCCCUUUCAGAAAAAAUGGUUAGAGAUCUAGACAGAGAGACCUGGGGGUCAAUACUUGCCUCUGACACCUAGGCAGAAGUAUCUAACUCUGGACAAAUCAAUUCAUCUCUCAGUAUUCUAGGCAACUCUGUAAGUCUGUAAGUUGCAGAGACCCUACUAACCUGCACUGACAGAGGGAGUUCCUGAACCUCAGAGUUCCCUAUAGUAUGGAAAUCACAGGUCCAGGCCAUAUUCCUGCUAUACCUUACCUCUGGAUUCUUACCUUUUUUUGGGGGGGAGGGGCAUUAUGGAACUCUACUGGCAGUCUGGGACCUAACAACAUGAUGUCUUUGUAAGGUCACAAAAUUGGUUGUAAAUAAUGCCUUCAUUUGUAUUUUAUGGGGAGAGGGAGGAGUAGUAAGUAGCUUUGAUUUAUGUUAAUCACUUGUGUGCCUAAAGCACAGCAUCAGUAGAAUUUGACAAAUGGAAUAGUUAAAGCCUAUGACAAAUGUUAAAAGUCCAUAUAUAAUAUUGAGUAAUUAUAUCAAAUAGGGAUUCUAAUCUUCAAAUCCUGACUCUGCCAUUUAAUACUUGUGUGACCUUGAACAUAUCACUUAAUUCUGGGCCUCAGUUUCCUCAUCUGUAAAAUGAAAAUGUUAGCCUAGAUAGCAUGUAAGUUCUCUUCUAGCUCUGUGAGUGUGUGGUCCCUGAAUCUGCCACUAAUUAGUUGUGAUCUUGGACAAGAGGUGAAGACCUCUCUAGAUCUGAUUCCUCACUUGUAAAAUGAGAGGAAAGGAUUAGAUAAUGUUGAAGAUUGCUUAUACCACUAAUGAAUUGACUGUAUAUGUGUUGCUGGUCAUUUUCAAAGAUCCACUUAGAAUGAAGUGAAUGUACAUAGGACUAGAGUAUUUGUUGGUAUUUCAAAGGUUUAUGCUGCUUCCUACUAGGGCAAAGAAGCCAAAAGCAGCAACAAAAAACAUCUGCUCUGGCUCAGUCCUUUUAUUGCACUUGGUAUAAUGGAAAGAAUCUAAGACACUUUACUCCCAACAGCUAUUCAAACACAAUUCUCGAUUCUAAAGUGUGAGAGUCCUUGAAAUAGCUGAAAGGGUGAGUUUUAUGUGAAUCUUUACAGAAGGAGAACCUUCAGCCUGGCUGAAUUAAAUCCACAGCCCAUCCUGAAAUUUCUGCCUUUCCAGUGGUUUUAAGGAAGGGAGUCUCAAAAUAUAUUAUGUAUUGAAAUCUGGAACCAAGCAACCAAUUGUAAUGACAUCAAUGUACAAUUGUUGGCAGGGUAUAAAAACAAUACAACACCAUUUUACUAAGAGGAAACAGUUUGCCUGCACCUCCCCCAAUUAAUUGAGAAGGGGAAGGGAAAGGAGGUGAGAGAGGAAAAGAGAAAGAGGGAGAGAAAAAAGAAAAGGGAGA
Molecule: messenger RNA, 3384 nt
Organism: Phascolarctos cinereus (koala)
Lineage: Eukaryota; Metazoa; Chordata; Mammalia; Diprotodontia; Phascolarctidae
Source: RefSeq, a predicted model, not a curated record